This is a messenger RNA of Papaver somniferum (opium poppy), 1166 nucleotides long. Its product is annotated as fasciclin-like arabinogalactan protein 14. The coding region runs from base 15 to 905 and encodes 296 amino acids. The transcript has a single exon. Lineage: Eukaryota; Viridiplantae; Streptophyta; Magnoliopsida; Ranunculales; Papaveraceae. The record is from RefSeq and is a predicted model, not a curated record. Gene Ontology annotation, cellular component: plasma membrane.
UUUAUAUACUCAAAAUGAAAUCCCAAUUUUUCCUUGCUUACUUCUCCCUCUUCCUUCUAUCAUCUUCUUUCACAACAGCUUUUGACAUUACUAAGCUUCUCAACUCUCAUUCAGAUUUCAGUAACUAUAACAACUUCCUCACUCAAAGUCAAGUCGCCGCAACGAUUAAUGCACGCCAGACGAUAACUGUUCUUGUAGUUGAUAAUUCGGGUACAUCUUCAUUAUCAGGAAAAUCAAGUGAAGUGAUUAAGAAAGUCAUGAGUUUACAUGCCGUUCUUGAUUACUUUGAUGAAUCCAGAUUACAAAAACUACCAAACAAGACCGCUCAUCUUACUACUUUGUUUCAAUCCACUGGACUCGCUAAUGGUCAACAAGGGUUUUUAAAUGUUACUGAUACUUCUGGAGAAGUUAAAUUUGGUUCUGCUGUUCAAGGUUCAUCUCUUAGUUCUAAUCUCGUUAAGGAAAUUACAACUCAACCUUACAACAUUUCAGUUUUGCAAAUUAGUUCUCUGAUCAUGCCACCAGGCAUUGAGAACUCUAAUACUCCUCCAGCGCCAAAGGCGGCUGCACCAUCCCCAUCAAAGUCCAAAACACCACCUUCUGCUGACAGCCCAUCCAAGUCACCAUCAAAAUCUCCACCUCCAGAGACAUCUGACGAUAAAGCUCCAACAUCAUCAAAAAAGGCUUCUCCGCCAAAAGCUUCUGAUUCUCCUCCUUCACCGACUCCUGCUGCCGCUGACGCUCCAGCCGCUGCCGAUGCUCCAGCUGCUGAGGAUGCUCCUGGUGGUGCUUCUGCCAGUAAGUCCUCGGGUUCGAGAGUAAUGACUUCUGGUGUCGUCGUUGCUGUAUUCGUAGUGGUUGUUUCUUGUUUUGGGGUUGGUUUCGUAGAUUUGAAGGGUUUUUGAAGCUUUUGCAGAACUCAAGAAGAAGAAGAAGGAAGGAAGAGAAUAAAGGUUUUAAGAGUGAUAGAGACACAACUAAGUCAUGUUUGGAAAGCCUUCUUGAUGGAGUCAUCUCUAUCAUCCUUAAAUUCCCUCUUCCUCUCUAUUUAUGAUGAAAGCAAUGAAUGUUCUUUCUUGUUAUUGCUUCUUUGCAAUUAAUUCAGAAUAAAUAGAUUGAAAGGUUCGUUUUAUCAAAUUAUAUAUCACUACCAAGGUUUUAUCUAA